GCAGCGAUCGUACAGACGGAAAUCCCGAGAUUGUUCGCCCUUUUCUUCCUCCUGUGCCCAUGACAGUCGCCUUCUCCGUUGAAUCCACUCCUCUCGGUGACUGGUCUCGAUCUCAAGAAUCUCUUCCUCACCCGGCUCGUUGCUUCCCCGAUAUCAGAACGAUGGAUUCGCUCUCGCCUCCCGAUUUCUCCCUUUUCCUCUAGAUCUGCUCUCUCAAACCUUGGGGAAUCUCAACCUCCCGAUUUCAAGAUUGCCUUCUCCUCUGAUAUUUCCUUUCUCCCUUAGAUCCCCAAUCCUUCAUCUCCGAUUCCAUUCCAUUCCAAAACCGUCACCAGAUCUCCCCGACGACCACCUGUCUUCAGCUUUAAAGCCCGACGGCGGCUUCCGGAAGUUCUUCCAUUUUCCAAUGCCGAUUUCAGUGACAGAGCAAGAGCACCGAUCUGAGUAUCCCAUGGGUCAUGUUGGUAUCUUCUUGAUGAUUUUUGGUCCUGAUCUGAUACCGUAGAUCCGGCAUCCUACUGCGUCAGAUCGAUGGCCCUGGCUCCGAUCAACGCUCCUAUGGCGCCGGCUGGUCCCUAAGGGACAGAUCUGGCAUGCAUCCCUAGAUCUGGCUCAAAUAGAGAAACGGUGCUCUGUUUCCUACUGAUUCGUAUCGUGGAUUGGUGUGGAUCGUGCCAGCUAGGGAUUGAAGAUGUCGACCACUACGGUUUGUUUGAAGGGCAUUGUUUAAGUGCAAGCAAAUGAAGUAGAGGGAUCAUUGAUGGUUUUGAUCUGAAGGAGAAUGGCAAUCUGGCAUUUGGAGAGAGUUUUUUUGAGGAGGUAGGUUGUAUAUUUUGUUUGGUUUUUUUGAACUUUCUAAAUUGUUAAUGAAUAUGUUUCCUCUGGUAUGGCUUGAUUGCUUCAUGUUUGAACUACUUUUUUUUUUAAACAUACAUUUUUUAGGGAGGGGUGAAGGUCGUUUGACAGUACAGUGAUUUAGUUUCUGCAUUCUUAAAUUGGUAGUAUGUUUUUAACUAAGCAAAUGUCUUUUGAUAUUAUUUUAAUAUAUGCUGUAUUUCUGU
Rubroshorea leprosula is the source of this 1061-nucleotide messenger RNA. The record is from the annotation of a GenBank genome assembly. Lineage: Eukaryota; Viridiplantae; Streptophyta; Magnoliopsida; Malvales; Dipterocarpaceae.